Molecule: messenger RNA, 664 nt
Organism: Sardina pilchardus (European sardine)
Lineage: Eukaryota; Metazoa; Chordata; Actinopteri; Clupeiformes; Clupeidae
Gene: snrpd1
Product: small nuclear ribonucleoprotein D1 polypeptide
Exons: 4
Coding region: 137-499 (120 amino acids)
Biological process (GO): RNA processing; spliceosomal snRNP assembly
Cellular component (GO): U5 snRNP; U12-type spliceosomal complex; U4 snRNP
Molecular function (GO): RNA binding
Source: RefSeq, a predicted model, not a curated record
UCAAUUACUUCCGUUCUUCUGCUGUUUCUUCCGCUGACCACUAGUGUUGUCAGUGGCGCCUACAUACGCACAGUUGUCGUUCGCGCUACAAUUUUUUGUAAAGGUAGAGGGAUUGAUAUAUUAAUCCUCUGCCAACAUGAAACUCGUCAGGUUUUUGAUGAAACUGAGCCACGAAACGGUUACAAUUGAGCUCAAGAAUGGCACUCAAGUGCACGGCACCAUUACUGGUGUGGAUGUGAGCAUGAACACUCACCUGAAAGCAGUCAAAAUGACCCUGAAGAACCGAGAGCCCACACAGCUCGAGUCCCUCAGUAUCCGCGGCAACAACAUCCGUUACUUCAUCCUGCCAGACAGUCUGCCCCUCGACACCCUAUUGGUGGACAUUGAACCCAAAGUCAAGUCCAAGAAGAGAGAGGCUGUCGCUGGUCGUGGUCGGGGCAGGGGAAGAGGUCGCGGGCGAGGUAGAGGACGUGGCAGAGGUGGUGGUUCCCGGAGAUAACCAUCUCGAGGCCAAUUCUGUGCUUUUUGUACACCCACUGUUUGUACAGGAUUCUUUUCGAUUUUGUCUGCUGAGGAAAUAUUUUUGUUUUUCCCUUUUUUUUUUUCUAUUCUCAGUUUUUUCUUUUUUGCAUUUUGUAUAUUAAAACCAUGUUCUGAAUAAGAA